GCGACAGAGCGAGACUCCGUCUCAAAAAAAAAACAAAACUAGGGUUAGAACUCACAAGAGCUACAACUUACUAGAGCUGGAACUCACUAGAGCUAUAACUCAUUAGGGCUAGAACUCACUAGAGUUAGAACUCACUAGAGCUAGAUCUCACUAGGGCCAGGACUCACUAGAGUUAGAACUCACUAGGGCUAGGACUAAGUUCCUGGAGCUCCUUCAAGUUGCUUCAAGUUCCAGAUGCUUGAGAUGCUCAGGCUUUGUUUAAGGGCGGCUUUCCUUUUCUUCCCAGAGUCCCGAGGGACAGAGAAGCUGCCUUUCACCCUGUCUGGCCACUUUCCCCGAGGGGCAUCCUUUGGAGGGUCUGGACUUUGCAGCCUUGCCUCCCGCGCCUUUGGGCAUGGCACCCUCCUGGACAGCGCUGAGGUCUCCUCACACACUCAUGAAUCCACAGAGGACGGCGCCGCUGAGGCUGCUGCACAGCAGCGAGGGCCAACUUGCUGUAGAAUCUUCCGGAAGCCAGAGCCCAAAACAGAUGCUUUGCUUCUCUUCGUCCACCUCUUAUCCGUUUCCCAAAUCUCCUGCGGGUCAGGGAUAGAAAACUCCGGGAGGAAGCCUGGCGGGGGUUUGCUGCCUUGGACGACCCCCUGGCCGGGCUUCUGGACAUGCUGGAGAGCUGCCGGGGCCAGCGGGGAGAGGGCCCCUCCCUGGCGGCCUGGAUCUCCCACCAGCUGCAGUGCUGGCUACAGGCACAGCCAUGCCCGAGCCUGGCCCAGCCUGAGGCUGAAGCAGCUGCAGGCCCGAGCGGUCAAAGUCCUCACUGAGAGCCCCCCCAGCCUUGCGGCACCACUGGCCAGCAUCUUCCAGCUGCAGGAUGCAGACAGGAGCUGCCUGCUGGCACACGUCCACCGCCUCCACCACGAGGGCAGGUUCAGAGAAGCAGCCACGCUGGGCGCGACGUUGAAGCUGCAGUCGGAGCUUGGCGUUGAAAAGAUGAGCAUCCCACUGCUCCUCCAGGACAAGGUGGCCCUCGUGGAGCGCUAUGUGGCCGGCUUCCCGGACCUCCAGAGGAGGCUGCUGGUCCUCAUGGAUUCCUGGUGCCAGCCCGGCUUUGACAUCAAGGACGUUGCCAGACAAAAAUUUCAAGAGAAUAAGAGGGGAGACGGGAGCUGGAACCCGGAAGACAGAUGUCCAGGCAGCGACUGUCCUCGGAGGCCUGAGAGUGCUGAACCUGCAAAUGCAAGGAGCCAGUUGGCUUCGGAGCCCCCGGGAGGCACAGGAAGUGGAGGCCCAGAUUCCUCCAAGAAGCUGGGCUGGAAACAGGGUCUCCAGGGGGUCUUUGUGAGCGGCACGGUGUUCUGGCCACAGCUGAGGACAGGGCUGGGGCUCCGUGCUGAAACCAGGAGGACACAGGUUUCCAGAUGUGAGGCCACGGGAGCCCCCACAGGAGCCGGACUUAACAGACGGUACCCUGAGGUGACCUCCUUGAGCCUGGAGAAGCUGAGUCCGAAGGCGCUGAGCAGGCAGGUCUUGCGUCUGCAGGAGCGGUACGGCGUAGCCCCAGCGCUGUGUCCCAACGCGGCCAUUCAGCAGCGCCUGGCGGCCCUGCGGCACCUGUGCCACAAGCGGUUUGUGGAGGUUCGUGAGCAGGAGGGGGUCCUGGGGGCAGCCAGCCGCGGCCUGAGCCACAGAGUUUGGCCUGGGAUACUCACUGCGCACUGCAGGGUGCACAGACAUAUCAAAAGAGCCUGUCACAGGAGAACUGGACCGACCAUGUGCAGUGACCCAGUCACGGCCGCCCAGUGUGCCAUGGAACUCUUGCUGCCCGAGGAGCGGCUGCCGGCUGCGGUGGCUGUGGAACUCCGCCGGUUCAGGCUCCAGGGGAGGGCGACUGAGGCUGACUCGAGGCUGGAGGUGAAGGACAUGAAGGACCGUUACUACCAGCUGCCCAUCCCCAGGGAGAACGUCCACCUCCUGGCCUCGUGGGAAGACCUGACCAGACACGAGGGUGCACUCCUGCAGUGCCACCAAGUGGUUGGUGUAGACGUGGAGUGGACACCUGUGUUUGUUGCUGGGGGCCGGCCUCGGCCGUCACUCCUGCAGGUGGCCGUGGAGGGCCACGUGUUCCUUCUGGACGUCCUGGCACUCUCGCAGCCACCAACAGGGCAGGGAGCCCAGGCCUUUUCCCGGCUGGUGGCCCAGCUCCUCUCGGACCCCUCUAUCACCAAGCUGGGCUACGGGAUGGUGGGGGACCUGCAAAAACUGGGCACGUCCUGCCCCGCCCUGGCCCAUGUGGAGAAGCAGAUUCUGGGCGGCAUGGACCUGCUGCUGGUGCACAGACAGCAGAUGCGGGUGGCGAGCGUGCCAGCCCCAGCCGUGGACAGGGCCAGGGAGCUGAGGGGCCUGAGCCUCCUGGUGCAGCAGGUGCUGGGCACAGCCCUGGACAAGACGCAGCAGCUGUCCAACUGGGACCGGAGGCCGCUCUGCGAGGAGCAGGUCAUCUACGCAGCUGCCGACGCCUACUGCCUGCUGGAGGUGCACCAAGCCCUGUGCAGAGAGCCCGCCCGCUUCCACCUGUCGGAGGACCUGGCUGGGAGCCGGAGGCCCAGGCACAGAGAGAGACCAGGGGCACGGAAGCCACCCGGCCUGCAGAAAGCGUCAGCACCGGCCGCACCCAGGCAGGUCCCUGUGGCUGUGGCUGUGUCUGAGGGCGCUGCCCCUCAGAUUCCGGCCAGGGCCUUCCGUGUGGUGUGUGACAACAUGCUGCAGGGGCUGGCACGGAGCCUCCGCUGUCUCGGUGUGGAUGCACGCAUGCUGGGCAAUGGUGAAGACCACCGCAGGGCGGCCGAGGUUGCCAGGCAGGAGGGGAGGAUCAUUCUGACGUCGGGGCAGCCAUUCCACAAGCUCCGGGCCCAGGUCGGGGCUGGGCGCUGCCUCUCGGUCGACUGCUCCCUGAAGGCCCAGCAGCAGGCCAAGGCUGUGCUCAAGCAUUUCAACGUGCGUGUCACCCACGCAGACAUCUUCAGCCGCUGCCAGACCCAGAGCUUCGAGGAGCGAGCAGAGGGCUGGGGUAUGGGGCACCCGGAGAAGCCCCGCCUGGGCCUCAGCACCCCCUCUGGCCCCCAGGCCUGUAACUGUGACCAGUACCUAAAGGUCUCCAGGGACAUGAUGAAGCAGCUCAUGUGGCUCAGCAGUCACCAGGAGGGGCCCAGGAGCUCAGGUGACGAGGCCACCCAGAGCCAGGCGGUGCAGGAGCCAGGCCCAGCCCCAGACGCAGCCCCUGAGGGCUGCACCUAUGACCGCCCCUGCCGCUGGCUGCAGAUGGCUGACCUGCGGGCGGAGACACCGGACAUGCUGGCCGACGGCACCCGGCUGCAGCUGGCAGGGGUCCCGGUGGGUGUGCUGAGGACACCUGGGCUGCGGUGCUUCUACUGCUGCACGGGCUGUGGAAAGGUCUUCUGGGACGGCUCCCACCUGGGUCGUGUUGCCACCCACUUCCGAGACAUGCUGGAGAGCGCCCCCAGCCCCUGCGAGCCGAGCCCAGCCCCCAGCCCGGCCAGCAGUCCCUUCUGAGGACAGCCAGACAAUAAACAUGGAAAGUGCCCGACUGCUGGGCCCAUGGCCGUG
Messenger RNA from Homo sapiens (human), 3621 nucleotides. It is a transcript of the gene EXD3, whose product is annotated as exonuclease 3'-5' domain containing 3. Bases 235 to 3567 code for a protein of 1110 amino acids. NCBI's taxonomy places the organism in Eukaryota, Metazoa, Chordata, Mammalia, Primates, Hominidae. The record is from RefSeq and is a predicted model, not a curated record. The transcript is spliced from 23 exons. Gene Ontology annotation, molecular function: 3'-5' exonuclease activity; nucleic acid binding.